CAGGACCCCGCACAGCAGGUGAGCCUCUCCUGCCCUGUCUCCUUGGGCUUACCCUGGUAGCAGGCAUCCCUCAGGAUCCUGCCUCUUCUCUUGAGCCACAGUCUUUUCUGCACAACCUGCCUGGAUCCCCCAGCCUUAAUGGGUCUGGUUCUCCCCAUGACACCACUUGGACGUCUCCACCUCCUGAGGGUGCUUAGCGCCCCUUCUGUCUUCCUCCUGGGGCUGCUGCUGGCCCUGCCUCUAGGGGCCCAGGGACUGUCUGGUGUUCGAUUCUCAGCUUCCAGGACAGCUCACCAGCCCCCUCAGAAGCAUUUGACCCAUGGCCUCCUGAAACCUGCCGCUCACCUUGUUGGGUACCCCAGCAAACAGAAUUCACUGCUCUGGAGAGCAAACACGGACCGCGCCUUUCUCCGACAUGGCUUCUCUUUGAACAACAACUCCCUCCUGAUCCCCACCAGCGGCCUCUACUUUGUCUAUUCCCAGGUGGUUUUCUCUGGAGAAAGCUGCUCCCCCAGGGCCAUUCCUACUCCCAUCUACCUGGCCCACGAGGUCCAGCUGUUUUCCUCCCAGUACCCCUUCCAUGUGCCUCUCCUCAGCGCACAGAAAUCCGUGUAUCCGGGGCUACAAGGACCGUGGGUACGCUCAAUGUACCAGGGGGCUGUGUUCCUGCUCAGUAAGGGGGACCAGCUGUCCACCCACACAGACGGCAUCUCCCACCUACACUUCAGCCCCAGCACCGUGUUUUUUGGAGCUUUUGCUCUGUAGAAUCUAGGGAAACUCAGGAACUGGAUUCCAGCACCUCCAUCCUGUUCAUCUUGAGGGUCACAUCCCCAGUCUCCAGCCUUCCCAACCAAAAUAGCCUGGAGCUUUCACGGGAGUCUGAGGCGCUUCAGGGCACCUCCCCCAGGGUCACUCCAGAUGCUCAGGGGGAGACUCAAGCCUGCCUAGAAGUUCCUGCACAGAGCAGGGUAUUUGUGGGUCUAGGCGGGGCAGAGACCUGGACAUGAAGGAGGGACAGACAUGGGGGGAGGUGUCUGGGGACAGGGGGAGGUUGACUAUUUAUGAAGAGAAGGGUUAAGUUAUUUAUUUAUAGGGAAUAAAAAGAGGGGAGAGGUGGAAAGCCGUCGGGUGACAACUAGGUCCCAGACAUCAGUUACCACAGAACAGGACUCAUCUGAGAGAGGGACGGUGACGGUGAGAGAAGUAGAUGUAGGUGACCAAGGGGUUUUAGAAGAAAGCCCGAGGCUCUAAAAGCCAGCCACUGCCUGGCCACACAUCCACAGGGAGCCCCUGCACCAUCCGUGAAUCCCAAUAAACCUCUUUUCUCUGAAA
Molecule: messenger RNA, 1332 nt
Organism: Rattus rattus (black rat)
Lineage: Eukaryota; Metazoa; Chordata; Mammalia; Rodentia; Muridae
Gene: Lta
Product: lymphotoxin alpha
Exons: 4
Coding region: 139-765 (208 amino acids)
Biological process (GO): immune response
Cellular component (GO): membrane
Molecular function (GO): tumor necrosis factor receptor binding
Source: RefSeq, a predicted model, not a curated record